Adelges cooleyi (spruce gall adelgid) is the source of this 1311-nucleotide messenger RNA. RefSeq lists its product as uncharacterized. Bases 128 to 976 code for a protein of 282 amino acids. The transcript is spliced from 5 exons. NCBI's taxonomy places the organism in Eukaryota, Metazoa, Arthropoda, Insecta, Hemiptera, Adelgidae. The record is from RefSeq and is a predicted model, not a curated record.
UAUACAUUUAGAGAAGAGAACACAACCGGUAAACACUAGACACACAUUCUUAAAAUAAAUCAUAACAAUAUCAGUUGAGGAACGCGCCAAAUAGAAUAAGAUAGACCUUGACCCAGACUCCACCUCAAUGCUAAGUAUUGACAUUAUUUUACGUCUACUAUUGUUCUGCCUAGCAAGUAGCAGCGCCGUUAAUUUGUCAUUUCUUUCGACGCCAUCGGCCAUUCUCGCACGCAUUUUUCUUACAACAAUGAACAAAUUAAGGAAAAAUGCUCGUAUUUCUUUUUGUGCAGUUUUGUCACUUUUGUUAGUCAGUCUCGUGUUUUUGUUGUGGUAUAUCAAUGGUGUAUUUAAUGACUUAUCAAAGCAGUUAGAUACUUCUAACUGCUUAUCUAAACAGUUAGAUACUUCUAACAAAAGCAUUAAAUUAGUAAGCAGAACUUAUAAAAUGGGGCCAGAUUUUUUUCCACGUUUUUUCCCCUCGUCUCAAUCGGAGGAAUUUCCACAUCAUACAUUGAUCCUCUUAAACAUUAAAAAAGAAAACAACUUGUCAAACCGGAUUAGGAGAAACUCUCAAAAUGCAACAACAAUCAAGACAGAUUCAUUAAACUACACCAUUCAUAACAAUUUUUCUUCAUCAACCACUCCUUUGAGUCUUCUUGUGAAUCAAACAUCAAAGACAACAAAAAAAAAUCAUACAUCAGAAAAAUAUGAUAAUAAUAUUAUGAGCGUGACAACACCAUCUAUUAUUGGAAAGAAUAUUGAAAAUUUGGCCAACUUUACUACCUUGACCAAUAAUUCCUUAUCAGGGAUUGUCGAAUUUAACAGUCUAGCUGAAAAAGAAGAAGAAAGGAAAGAAAAUAGCAGAGGCAUUGAUGUUUGGACUAUAGGUUCACUUUUGUUCUUUGUUUUCUUUAUGGUGGCUACUGCUUACUAUUACAUGAGUAACAUUAGUUCACGACUCUGGUUGUUACGUUGAUGUGGUGGUGAUGGAGUUCGUUCAAUGUUUCCCAACAUCAAUACAGAGUCUGCUGUCUGAUUUUUCCAGUUAAAAAAUGUUUGGAGUUAAGAGCUGGAAAAGAUUUUCCAGUUAAAAAGAACUGUACUUUUCUAGCCUUAAACUCCAAAAACUUUUUAUUAUUAAUUAUAUACUUAAUUAUUUUUUUAAUCAUAAGAAUAAUGUUCGAAACAUAAUGUUACCCCACAAAACAAUUCUAAGACUUAUGGAAAAGAAAUUCUAUAAAUUAAUUACUCUAAAGCACAUAAUUUUUAGAGAUACUAAAAGUUUACGUUUAUUCUAAAUUUAACACUUGU